AUGAAAAGUAAUAAUUUAUUUAAGAAAAUAUCAAAACAUGAGAAAAGUAAAACCGUUCCAACUUCAUACCCGAAAAAAAGUUCAUCAAAAAGCAGUUUUAGUACGAUAAGCUUAAAAUCAAAAAAAUCUGGUAGCAUUAUAGCUACUAUUAAAAGAGUAAUCAGCGGUAAAAAACCUAAAGGUUCAGAUACAACAAUUAAAGAGUUUAAUUUGCCUUCAGAAGAUAAAAGUAACUCAUCCAUUGCCAUUCAAUCUGAUGGUGGGACAUACGAAAUUGAAAUGAAAAAUGAUUUAUUAGAUACACGAUCUUAUUUUAAUGAAAUUCCAGAGGUUACACAUGAAAUAAGCAAAAAUAAACUAAAUGAAUCUGAAAAUAAUACUCCCAGGGCAAUUCAACCAGAACAUAGUUCAUUUGCUACCUUACCCAUAGAAAGCAAGAAAAAAAUUGAAAAUAUUAGAUUUACGAGAAGUGAUGAUAAUACAAUAAUACAGUUUAGAAAAAACCAUAUUCAUGAAGUUUCUGAAAUUAAUUUUAAACAAAUACAGGAAUUAGCCACACAACUUAAAGAAAUGGAGAUUGUCUCAAAACACGCCCAACUACAAUGUGAUGUUGAUUUUAAAACGAGCACGGUUAUAAACCAAAUCUGGGUUCAACAACUGGAAGUAGUCCGAAGCCAAGAACGAGCUUUACAAGAUAUGCUAAACGCCAUGGUCAAACAAAAUAGGAAAUUGCAAAGCGAAAAUGAAACUCUAUUCAGAAAACACGAAAAGUCAAUAAAAAAGUUACAUGCCUUCACAGAGUAUAAGUCUAUGCAGGAUUUGGAAGAUACUUUUAAAUGCAAUUGUGAUAAGGAACUUGAUUAUGUUUUAAAUCACAAUGAAAAACUUCAACAAAGAUUGGAUACGUACAGCCAACAAUUAGAACAGUAUGAAAAUGACUUGAGUCUUUCUCAAAGAAAAUGCGAUGGUUUAAAUAAACAACUUAGAUCUUCAAAUACAGACAUUCAAUUUUUGAAGGCUAAGUUAGAAAGAUCCAAAAUAGAUUACAAUUUAGAAGUUGUAUCUUUAAAUGUAAAAUUACAAAAUAGCGAACAAGUGCUAAAGGAAACAAUGGAAGUUGGAGAGAGUUUAAUAGGGGAUCUUAAUAAUAUUAAGAAACAAUUUAAAGAUAUGCCAACAUCGAUUAACUGGUCAAAACUAAAGGUAUCAUUUAAAAUUUUAUUUAAACUUCUUCAUAGCUAUACAAAUAAAAUAUUUAAAUAUCUUAUUUAG
Molecule: messenger RNA, 1272 nt
Organism: Brassicogethes aeneus
Lineage: Eukaryota; Metazoa; Arthropoda; Insecta; Coleoptera; Nitidulidae
Source: the annotation of a GenBank genome assembly